This is a messenger RNA of Exophiala viscosa, 2623 nucleotides long. Its product is annotated as ATP-dependent DNA helicase 2 subunit 1. Gene Ontology annotation, molecular function: telomeric repeat DNA binding; double-stranded DNA binding; damaged DNA binding. The transcript has 2 exons. Bases 131 to 2173 code for a protein of 680 amino acids. Gene Ontology annotation, cellular component: Ku70:Ku80 complex; nucleus. NCBI's taxonomy places the organism in Eukaryota, Fungi, Ascomycota, Eurotiomycetes, Chaetothyriales, Herpotrichiellaceae. Gene Ontology annotation, biological process: telomere maintenance; double-strand break repair via nonhomologous end joining. The record is from RefSeq and is a predicted model, not a curated record.
GCGCGUCGUGUACUAUGCGCAUGUCAUCCGCGUUUCGUAGCCUCACAUUGGACGCUUGCCUUUCGUGCCUGUCUAGGUACGUUUGCCCCGCAACUUCACCGGCCAUACUUUGGCUUCAUCAACAACCGAAAUGGCCGACAACUUACCUUACCGAUCGAAGGAUGAACCGGACGACCCAGCCAGAGCAGAAGAUGCUGACGAGGACGAAGAGGAAGUCGAUGAGACCGGCUAUAAGACAGUCAAAGAUGCUGUCCUCUUCGCCAUCGAGGUCAGCGACUCAAUGUUACGAAAACCUCAAACCUCAUCAUCAAAGAAGGCCGACACCACUUCCCCCCUUUUGGCCGCGCUCAAAUGUGCGUAUCAUCUCAUGCAGCAACGCAUCAUUUCUACACCUCGGGAUCUGAUGGGGAUUUUGCUGUAUGGCACAGAGGCGACCAAAUUCUACGACGAAGAUGAAAACUCCCGAGGCGGCUGGUCUUUUCCUCACUGUUAUCUUCUCACUGACCUCGAUGUCCCAGAGGCGCAGGAUGUAAAGGCGCUCAAGGAAUUGACAGAGGCAGAAGAUCCAGAGUCCAACGAAAUCUUUAAACAAUGCAAAGAACCAGUCUCUAUGCACAAUGUUCUGUUUUGUGCAAAUCAAAUCUUCCAACAGAAGGCAGCAAACUUCUCUUCUCGACGGCUGUUCUUGGUCACAGACAAUGACGAUCCACAUGCCACAAACAAGGGCACUCGGUCCCAAGCUACGGUCAGAGCAAAGGAUCUGUACGACUUGGGUGUGAUUAUAGAGUUGUUUCCAAUCUCAACUCCAGACCACGCAUUCGAUACGAAGCUCUUUUACGAUGACAUUGUCUACAAAGCGUCGCCAUCAGACCCCGACGCAAUUGCCUACAAUCCUCCCUCCAUCGUCGACACUGACGCCUCCAAGUUGGCGGCUGGCUCCAAUGAUGGAAUCUCCUUGUUGCAGUCCUUGCUGUCAAGCAUUGCUUCCAAGGUGACACCCAAACGGGCUCUCUUCUCUGCGGUAAAUCUCGAAAUUGCACCUGGCUUCGAGAUAUCUGUCAAGGGCUAUUUGCUGUACAAACAUCAGAAGCCAGCUCGAAGCAGUUACAUCUACCUAGGUUCGGAGCGUCCGCAAAUUGUAACUGGCCAUACCGAUCAGGUAGCGUACGAAGGCCGCAAGAUCCAGAAGGCUGAGAUUCGCAAAGCCUACAUGUUUGGUGGUGAGCAAAUCACUUUCACUGAGGAAGAGGCCAAGUCACUGCGUAACUUUGGUCCUCCAGUCAUUCGAGUGAUUGGAUUCAAGCCAGUGUCGAAACUACCUCUGUGGGCCAACAUCAAGAACUCGACUUUCUUAUACCCCUCUGAAGAAGCCUAUGUCGGAAGCACUCGAGUGUACAGCGCCCUACAUCGCAAGCUGGCUAAGGACAAGCUAUUCGCCCUCACCUGGUUCGUACCAAGAAAGAAUGCCACGCCUGUUAUGGCUGCCAUGGUCCCAACUCUCUCUGCAAAACCGACUGAAGAGAACUCCAAUGCCGCAGGUGCUUCCAUUACUGGUGCGCCUCAGGGUCUGCACCUAAUACCACUCCCGUACGCAGAUGAUAUCCGGCAAAACCCACCCACAACCCACGAAACUCCUCUACGUGCUCCGGACGAGCUCGUGGACUCCAUGAGACCAAUCAUGCAACAGCUCAACCUUCCCAAGGGCAUCUAUGACCCUUCGAAAUACCCGAACCCUAGCCUCCAAUGGCAUUAUCGCAUACUUCAGGCACUUGCACUUGACGACGAAAUCCCUGAAAAGCCCGAAGACAAGACUGUCCCGAAAUACCGACAAAUAGACAAGAGAGUGGGCAGCGAGACGACUGAAUGGGGCAAGACCCUCGAAAAGGUGUUCAAAGAAUAUCAAGUUGAAAAUCCAGAUACGAUAUCUACAGGAUCCAAACGGUACACGAAUGGACAAUCCUCGAGCGCUGGUGGUGCGUCGAAGAAGGUCAAGACCGAAGCAGCAGGCGGCGUUGGUGAAGAGGACAUCAGAAAGCUCUGGGAGAAAGGCAAACUAGCAAGUCUGACGGUGGCGCAACUGAAGGAAUUCUGUGGCUCGAAGAAAAUAUCGGCGACCGGCAAAAAGGCAGACCUUGUUGAGAGAAUUGAGGAAUGGCUGGAAAGUAAACGAUGAUGAAGUGCCUGAUUGCAUUUUAUUUGUGUAUUAAUACCUGGUAGGCUCACAAGAUACCCUUGACGUGCGUAUUCUGCUGAUGAGGAGAACCAAUGAACCACGGAGGUUGUCCUGUGAUCUUGCAUCUUAUGUAUCGUUGUCAUUAUUGAAAGGUUGUCUGGUCAAUCAUUGCACUCCCAGUCAUAUCCUGAAAAGGACGCGACUGGCACUGCACCCAAGAUCGGCCGAAGAUGGUUGAUCUCCAUUCCAAUAGACGAUUUCCGUACAUCAUGGGUCACCGUAGUGUAGCCUCGUAGGAACGCUUUUGCAGGAACGUUGGUUUUUGCGUUGUUCAUAUGAAGAAGAAAAAAGAGAAGAGAAAGUCAAGUUUGUUGUUUUGAAGCAAAAAAUAAUUCUGCACACGAAAAUCCAGUCACGUGCCUGGACUUGCGGAAAUGAUCUUCCUCUGCU